AUGCGGGUCCUGGGGGCGUGCGUUGCGCUUCUCUCGAUCUCAUCCAUCCUCGCCCAACCAGUCGCACAGGACCAACACGUGCUGCUCACAAAUGAAAAUCACGAUCAGGUGCUGAACUCGGCGACGGUGGUCUUCGUGGCAUUUUGCGCAGAGUGGUGCCCUUUUUCGAGAAGGUUGCGGCCGGUUUGGGAGGAAACGGCCAGGGUCUUCAAGCGCGAGCACCCCGACAAAAGCGCCGUUUUUGCGAUCGUCGACUCGGUGGCUCAUGCUGACGUCGCGGAUCGAUACUUUGUCAACAAGUACCCAACGAUGAAGUACUGGGUCAACGGCGAGCUCGUCACGAAGGAGUACAGAGGCACCCGCUCGGUGGAUGCUCUAACAACGCAUGUGCUGGAGCAGCUAUCCACGGCCAUGAACGAGUUCCCGUCACAGGAAUACAUUGACACGCAUCUGGAUCGCAGCAAGAGAAACGUGCUCGUCUACACCAAGGACCGCAAUUCGGCGGCCUUCUCGAAUUUGAAGAAAGCGGCCAUGAUCCUGCGCGAGGACUGCUCCUUCUGGGUGUCCGAUCCGGCGCUUGCUGCCCCAUCCGGUGCGGAUAUUCAGGGAAACAUGAUCUCGUUCGUCGACCCAGAUACGGGAGACCAUCAGCAAUAUACGAUGAGCAUGGAGAACUAUGACCUGAUGAAGCAGUGGCUGACGGAUAAGUGCAUCCCGUUGGUUCGAGAGGUCACCUUUGAAAAUGUGGAAGAAUUGACCGAAGAAGGACUGCCCUUCCUUAUCUUCUUCCGCGACGUCAACAACAAGGAGCACGACAAAAUGUUCACGGAUGCGGUGGUACGUGAGCUCUACGAUAUCAAGGGGGCCGUGAACCCUCUGUUCGCCGACGGCAAGAAGUUCGCCCACCCAUUGCGACAUCUUGGAAAGACGCAGAAGGAUCUACCUGUACUGGCGAUCGACUCCUUCCAGCACAUGUUCCUCUUCCCCGACAUGUCGCAAGUGUCCACCCCGGGCAAAUUACGACAGUUCGUCGAAGAUUUGAACUCUGGCAAGCUGCACAAGGAGUUCCACGAGAGCCUCGACCAGAAGAUGAUGGACUUGGCCAAGUUCAAGUCGGAGAACGGGAUCGAGGAGGAGCACGAGCAGGACGGAGAUGCGCGACCGGGCGGCCAAGGGCCCCCAGGCCACCGGCCAAAGACCGACCCGCCGCCGUCAGUGUUCAAGGAGCUGAAGCCGAGCGGAAAACGAUACUCACUGCUGAUGAAGCAGGAGCUG
Mesorhabditis spiculigera is the source of this 1275-nucleotide messenger RNA. Lineage: Eukaryota; Metazoa; Nematoda; Chromadorea; Rhabditida; Rhabditidae. The record is from the annotation of a GenBank genome assembly.